Ambispora gerdemannii is the source of this 1128-nucleotide messenger RNA. The record is from the annotation of a GenBank genome assembly. Lineage: Eukaryota; Fungi; Glomeromycota; Glomeromycetes; Archaeosporales; Ambisporaceae.
AUGUAUCGGUAUUUUUAUCGUGCUUUAUUUUUCAUUUUACUAGCUCAACUUUACGAUGAAGCAAAAGUGUUUUCUAUUAUAGUAAGAUCUGAUCCAAAAUGCCGUCCAAUUAAAGGACCAGAGGCGUGCGAAGAUAUUGAAAUUCACCAUAAAAGUGGCCUCGCAUUCAUGGCUUGCGGCUCAGAAAAUGGACGACGAACGCAAUGGUGGCCGCCACUUGGCAGUGUAAAUACGACAGUUCAACCACUUGAAACACCUUGGAUUUAUAAUUUGGAGACCGAGGAGAUUUUCCCAUUGAAGCUCAAGGAUUUCCCGAAGGAUACUGAUGUCUCUCUUCACGGCCUGUCACUGUAUAUCGACCCUUCCAACUCAAAUAAAGUAACAGUGUUCCUUAUCAACCAUCGUCGUUCGGGAAGCGUAGUUGAAAUACUCGACCACACAAUCGGCACCAAAGAGCUUAUUUAUCGGAAGACCGUAUCAAGUGAACUCAUUGUUACACCUAAUGAUCUGGUAGCAGUUUCGGCCGAUGAGUUUUACGUGACAAAUGAUCAUCGAUAUACAUACAAGCAAGAAAAAGAGAGAGAAUUUGAAAUCGCAACAAGGCGCUUAUGGACCAAUGUGAUAUUUCAUGCGAAAAAUGGAACGGACUUUGUUGCAGCUGAAGGAAUUUCAUUAGGAAAUGGAAUCGUUGCCAAUUGGAAUUAUAGUCGCUUUUAUGUCAAUUCAGGAGGAACAACGGAAACGAUAAUUUACACUAGACUCGAUAAUAAUUUACUAUUUGAAACAGAACGCGUUCAUAUUGGUAUUCCGACUGACAAUCUUUCAGUAGAUGAAGUAACCGGCGAAGUUUACACUCCAGGUUUCCCAGAUCUACCCGCAUUGAUUAAAUACCUUCAAGAUCCAAAAAGUCCAGCUCCUGAUCUCAUUGUCAAAAUCUCUAACGUCACCAAGAAAGCGGAUUCACGUAUUGGCAGUAAUUACCAGGUGACAAAGGUACUGGAUAGUGAUGGAAAAGAAUUCACUGCUAUUUCUAUUGCAGCUGUUGAUAGAAAGCGCGAUGCACUCUUGCUUGGAUCCUUUGUAAGUAAGGGUAUUACCAGAUGCAAAUUAAGUGCUUUAGGUAGUUAA